GCCCCGCCCCGCCCCGCCGCCCGGCCGGAAGGGCCCAACGCGCCGCAGCCCGAGUCGCGGGGCUAGUCCGGGCUCGGCGGCUCCGGGCGCUGUUGCCAUGGCGUCGGCUGCCGCGAUGACGAGGUGGCGGCUGCUGCUGGUGCUGAGCGCCGCGGCGCCGGGGACCACUGGCGCCCCGCAGCCGCCAAACAUCCUGCUCCUGCUCAUGGACGACAUGGGGUGGGGUGACCUGGGGAUAUAUGGAGAACCUUCCAGAGAGACCCCAAAUUUGGACCAGAUGGCUAAGGAAGGGAUGCUUUUCCCUAACUUCUACGCAGCCAACCCCCUGUGCUCACCCUCGAGGGCGGCACUGCUCACCGGACGCCUGCCCAUCCGCAGUGGCUUCUACACCACCAACCAGCACGCCAGAAACGCCUACACGCCACAGGAGAUCGUGGGCGGCAUCCCAGACACGGAGCACCUCCUGCCCGAGCUGCUGAAGGAGGCCGGCUACGCCACCAAGAUCGUGGGCAAGUGGCAUCUGGGCCACAGGCCUCAGUUCCACCCCUUGAAGCACGGAUUUGACGAAUGGUUCGGAUCCCCCAACUGUCACUUUGGACCUUAUGACAACAGGGACAGGCCCAACAUUCCUGUGUACAGGGACUGGGAGAUGGUCGGCAGAUUUUAUGAAGAAUUUCCAAUUAAUCUGAAGACAGGAGAAGCCAACCUCACCCAGAUCUACCUACAGGAGGCCCUGGACUUCAUUAAGAGGCAGUGGGCAGCUCAGCGCCCUUUCUUUCUCUACUGGGCCAUUGAUGCCACACACGCACCCAUCUAUGCUUCUAAGCCCUUCUUGGACACCAGCCGGCGAGGGCGGUACGGGGACGCCAUCCGGGAGAUCGAUGACAGCGUCGGGAAAAUCCUGAGCCUUCUCCGGGACCUGAGGAUCGCGGAGAGCACACUUGUCUUCUUCACUUCCGAUAAUGGCGCUGCCCUCAUCUCUGCUCCCAAACAAGGUGGCAGCAAUGGCCCCUUCCUGUGCGGGAAGCAGACCACAUUUGAAGGUGGGAUGAGGGAGCCUGCGAUCGCUUGGUGGCCUGGGCACAUCCCUGCAGGCCAGGUGAGCCACCAGCUGGGCAGCUUGAUGGACCUCUUCACCACCGGCCUGUCCCUCGCAGGCCUGAAGCCACCUGGUGACAGGGUGAUUGACGGCCUCGACCUCCUCCCAGCCAUGCUGCAGGGCCGGCUGAUGGACAGGCCCAUAUUCUAUUACCGAGGCAACACGCUGAUGGCGGUCACCCUCGGCCAGUACAAGGCCCACUUCUGGACCUGGACCAACUCCUGGGAGGAAUUCAGACAGGGCGUCGAUUUCUGCCCCGGGCAGAACAUCUCGGGCGUCACCACCCACACGCAGGAAGAGCACACGGAGCUGCCCCUGAUCUUCCACCUGGGACGAGACCCUGGGGAGAGGUACCCCCUCAGCUUUGCCAGCUCCGAGUACCUGGAUGCCCUUCGCAGGGUCACCCCUGUUGUACAGCAGCACCAGGAGGCCAUGGUCCCUGGACAGCCCCAGCUCAAUGUGUGCAACCGGGCGGUCAUGGUGAGUACUUGCUGUGUGCAGUGCAGUCCCUGUGGGGGCCUCACAUGAGUGCUGUGGGGCCAG
Manis javanica (Malayan pangolin) is the source of this 1642-nucleotide messenger RNA. The record is from RefSeq and is a predicted model, not a curated record. Lineage: Eukaryota; Metazoa; Chordata; Mammalia; Pholidota; Manidae.